CAGUCGUACAGUUAUAAAUGUGUCCACGCUGUACGAUGCGAUCGGACCGAUCGAUAUUAACACCACAUCUUCCUGUUCUACUGUUUUAUCACUUUUCGCAGAUUUUGUACAAAUCAAACCGCGUUGAUAUCAAAAAUCGUAAACUUUUCAUUGCAAAUUCGCGAUCCUGGGGUGAUAGAAGCAUUUAUGAGAUGCGAAAUAAUUAUUUGUAGAUACGGUAUCUUCAACCGUCAUUCUUUCCAACGCACCAGUCACUAUUAAGGACAUGUUACUGCGAAUCCAUUUGGAACACAAUUAAAUCAAGAUGAUUGUUUAGCUAUAAAUUUAUUUGCCGACAUGAGCAUGCUGUAUUCCUAUUCGGACGUUGUUGUCAACAUUAAUGCUGGAGACAAAUUCUCCAGGACCAAAAAGCGAGAUGGUUCGGUCAAGAAAAAGAGGUCAGCUGUCGUGCGGGUAAAUAACUUAACGUCGUAUGUCUGUUCAUCUUGUACCGGCUUGAUUGUCGAUCGAUAUAUGCUGCAAGUUGAAGACAAAUUCUACCAUCUGGAUUGCCUGCGUUGUGCUAGCUGUCAGAAGUCUCUUGGAUCUGAUCGAUCGUGUUUCGUCAAAAACAACAAUGUUUAUUGUAAACAAGACUACGUAACAUUGUUUGGUACUAAGUGUUCCAAAUGUUGCCGCAGCAUCGCCGCCACCGACUGGGUCCGACGUGCACGCGAGUGUGUUUAUCACCUUGCCUGUUUUGCUUGUGAUACUUGCAAGCGACAACUAUCGACUGGAGAAGAAUUCACAUUAUUGACUACAGACGAGGAAACGCGUUUAUUAUGCAAAACGCAUUACAUCGACUCCGUGGAGGGAUCAUCCAGCAGAAUCAAAGAUGAUGGGUCAGACUCGUCAUCAUCAUCCACCGGAAAACCAAAAACCAAGCGAAUGCGCACAACAUUUACGGAUGAACAGCUACAAGUAUUACAAGCUAAUUUUAAUAUGGAUAGCAAUCCGGAUGGUCAGGACUUGGAAAGAAUAGCACAAAUGACAGGGUUAUCCAAAAGAGUUACACAAGUGUGGUUUCAAAACUCCAGAGCGCGGCAAAAAAAGCAUCAACAACAAAGUCAGCGGAAAAUGCACGCCAAACAAAACAAUCCCCAUUCUGUUAGCCGGCAGCAAAUGGACUCUUCUGUUGGAGUACAACUUAGUCAAAUAUUAGCUAAUUCACCUAGUCCAAACAGUAUGAGCAAUGAUAAUGCUGAUUCGAGUUCACAAGAUUAUUCUAUCUCAUCGUUUAUGUAGAGGGUGGGAAUAUAGAUAAAAAGAAAAGGUCACCUGUAUUACCUAAGAGGUUGAUGAAAGACAAGAGUUCGUUUACGCUGCUUCUGAGGAUAGUCUUUCUGAUUCGUUUUAAAGACUAAUUGUUAUCGAUUGCAUGAUUACGCUAACGCAUAACUUGGGUACAAUGCAUAUGCAUACGAUCCAUUAAAUGUCGACCAUAAAGUUUUUAUUGUUAAAUGAUACCCAGUAGUAGUAUGCUAAAUUACCAGACAAAAUGCAGAAAAAAUACG
Paramacrobiotus metropolitanus is the source of this 1553-nucleotide messenger RNA. RefSeq names its product LIM/homeobox protein Awh-like. Gene Ontology annotation, molecular function: RNA polymerase II transcription regulatory region sequence-specific DNA binding; DNA-binding transcription factor activity, RNA polymerase II-specific. Gene Ontology annotation, biological process: regulation of transcription by RNA polymerase II; neuron differentiation. The record is from RefSeq and is a predicted model, not a curated record. The transcript has 6 exons. Lineage: Eukaryota; Metazoa; Tardigrada; Eutardigrada; Parachela; Macrobiotidae. Gene Ontology annotation, cellular component: nucleus. The coding region runs from base 337 to 1284 and encodes 315 amino acids.